UUAUACGUACACGUCAAAUCGAAAAGUCUCGAGUAACCGUCAGUGUCGCGGCCGACGACGUUGAACGAGCCGAUUCUCCUCGUAGUAUCCUCGUUUCUGUUUUUUGCGUUUUGUCUUCAGUUGUAAUAAUAAUAUGGCGUCUCGCGACAGAAGGUCGAGCUUCGAUCGAAUUCACUCGAAUAGUAGACGCGAGGGAGAUCGCUCCGCCGACGAAGCUCUUUUGAACGACGAUCGGCCUCGGCCGUCGGUUUCGCGGCCGACGGUCACGCUACGACGAGGCUCCAAUCCCCAGAAUCUACUACCGACCGACGGACGAUCCCACCAACCGGGAGAUGAGCCAGAAACACGAGAGGUAGCGACCCAGACGAUUGACCGCCAAUCGAGACAUCCGCAAGUUCGGUUUGACCCCCAGCAGGAUCAAGUAAACAUAACAAUGGACGCACCUGCAUCGCCACAGCCGCCAAGUAGUGAGCGUCCACGAAAAAAGGGGCCGAAAUCGCCGGAGGACGAUACGAAAUUCGGCACUAAGAUUGCUAAUUGCGCGGGCAUCAUUAUCGUUAUUAUUAUUAUAUUCUUAUUCUUUAUUAACGGUCUACGUGAUCUCCCCAAAUAAACUCCCAGGCGACCAUGACUACGACAUUCCACGA
Molecule: messenger RNA, 647 nt
Organism: Trichogramma pretiosum
Lineage: Eukaryota; Metazoa; Arthropoda; Insecta; Hymenoptera; Trichogrammatidae
Exons: 2
Coding region: 134-613 (159 amino acids)
Source: RefSeq, a predicted model, not a curated record